ACAGUAUUUUGUGCUCCAAUUAGAACACCACGUUGCCAAGAAGUUUAAUUUUGUUCAAGUUUCUGUAGCUCUAUUAUAGUCUCUAUGAGGGAUGCAUAUCUUGGACCUACCCGCUGAGAUAUUGUCCGCCAUUCUCUCCUGGGUCCCAUGCAAUGACCUGGUGCUGAGUGUCCCCCUAGUUUGCAAGUACUUCAGAGACCUCCUCAUAACGGAAUGGUAUUGGAGGAGACGGUUUGUGGGGCUCACUGCAGCACAGCCAUUGAAAGUGUACAAAGACCUGGUCCUCCAGCAAUGGCAAGCAGCCUGUCUGAGAUAUGAAGAUGUAACAGCUGAACAGAAGACCAUCACAUUGAGUGGCCCUAUAGGUGGUGUGGACUGUGUGCACAUACUACACCCCUCCUCGUACGGGACAGGGGCUGUCAUAGUGGCCGGAUCACGUGAUUCAUUGGUCUACAUCUGGCGACGUCGCAGCUCUCCACGAGACAUGCGGUCCUUCACUAGCCAGAAACUGUCAGGACACAAGGGAUGGGUGUGGUGUCUGGCAUCUGAGCCAGGGAGGGAGAGUGCUCUACUGUGCUCUGGGUCCUGGGAUCAUACCAUCAAUAUCUGGGACAUCGCUGUAGGUCAGAACAUUGCCUCUAUCAAGAAGGAACACAAGUCAGUGGUACUGUCACUGACCAUGCCUCAACCUAACCAGCUGGUGAGCACCUGUCAAGAUAAACGAGUGAGGGAGAUUGAUCUGAGACAACCAAUUGGAGUUACCAUCUGUCACACUGAGCACACUCAAUCUGUGCUCUCAGUAGCCGCUAAUGAGAGGUUCAUCUACUCUGGCAGUGAGGACAAGUCGGUGUGUGUGUGGGACAGGAGAGCUCAUAAACUACUGCAGAGAAUAAAGUUGAAGAAGUUUAUUCCAUCGCUGUGUUUGGACUCUGACCUCCUCACACUGGCUAGUGGUCAAGGGGUUAAUGUGUACGAUGCUAGGAACGGCACUCUGGACUUAAUCAGUUCAUUUGUUCCUGAGCACAGCUUGCCAUUGACCUCUGUACUCCACACUCUGGGUACAGUAGCCACGGCCUCUAAAGAUGGUACAGUGAGACUACACAGUAUGGCCGAGGGACACAGGGCAAUAGCCACCCUCAAUAACCAUCGCAGUGAUGUAACUAGUUUAGACUUCAGCAAGAGAACACUAGCCAUAGCUUCAGCAGAUACAACUGUCUCAUUGUGUUCUCCAAAACUCUUAUAACCUGUUUGUAUUAUGUGGGUGAGGGUGAAAAUGUCAUUCUGCAUGCAAUAGUAAAACAAUUUGUUC
Molecule: messenger RNA, 1309 nt
Organism: Halichondria panicea
Lineage: Eukaryota; Metazoa; Porifera; Demospongiae; Suberitida; Halichondriidae
Product: F-box/WD repeat-containing protein 9-like
Exons: 7
Coding region: 92-1243 (383 amino acids)
Molecular function (GO): protein binding
Source: RefSeq, a predicted model, not a curated record